Molecule: messenger RNA, 1820 nt
Organism: Cyprinodon tularosa
Lineage: Eukaryota; Metazoa; Chordata; Actinopteri; Cyprinodontiformes; Cyprinodontidae
Product: microphthalmia-associated transcription factor-like
Exons: 10
Coding region: 8-1747 (579 amino acids)
Biological process (GO): melanocyte differentiation; regulation of transcription by RNA polymerase II
Cellular component (GO): nucleus
Molecular function (GO): protein dimerization activity; RNA polymerase II cis-regulatory region sequence-specific DNA binding; DNA-binding transcription factor activity, RNA polymerase II-specific
Source: RefSeq, a predicted model, not a curated record
GUAGUUCAUGGUCGGUCUGAAGUCAGUCAACCACGCUGCCCUCGCCACUGUGGCGGACUACAGAACUCCUGGUCCUGGUCAGAGGCGGUUCGAGUUGACGGCAGCUUUACUCCUCAAACUACGGCGGUUCAAACGUCGUCCUGCCUGUUUAUUUGUAUUAAUUUAUAUCGGACCCAUUGCUUUUCUUAAGUUGACAACCGGAGCGAUGCAUUCUGAAUCGGGAAUAGUUCCAGACUUCGAGGUCGGAGAGGACUUCCAGGACGAGCCUAAAACAUACUACGAGUUGAAGAGUCAGCCCCUGAAAAACAGCAGCCCGUCGGACCAGCAUGGCUCCUCCAAGCCCCCACUGAGCUCCUCGGCUGUGACAUCUCGCAUCCUGCUGCGGCAACAGCUAAUGCGGGAGCAGCUUCAAGAGCAGGAGCGGCGGGAGCAGCAAAGACAACAGUCCUCCCAUUACUCACAAACCACAGCGACCCAGACCCCUGCCAUCAAUGUCAGCGUCCCUGUCGGUGUACCUGAAGGAGCACAGGUGCCAAUGGAGGUGCUUAAGGUCCAGACUCAUUUGGAAAACCCUACCAAGUACCACAUCCAGCGUUCCCAGCAGCAGCAGGUUAAGCGGUACCUGGGAAAGCUUGGUUCCCAGGCAUUGAGCUUGCCCUGCCCCAACCAGUCCUCUGACCACGGGGGCAUGCCGCCAGGGCCGGGCAACAGCGCCCCCAACAGCCCUAUGGCCUUACUGACCCUCAACUCAAACUGCGAGAAAGAGAUGGAUGAUGUCAUUGAUGACAUUAUUAGCCUGGAGUCAAGUUACAGUGAUGACAUCCUCGGUUUGAUGGAUCCUGGACUUCAGAUGGCAAACACGAUUCCUGUAUCUGCUAACCUUAUGGACAUGUACGGUAAUCAGGGCAUGCCGCAGCAGGGCCUGCCCAUCAGUAACUCCUGCCCUGCCAACCUCUCCAACAUCAAAAGGGAAUACUCAGUGUCUCAAUCCCCGGCCAUCAUGCACAUGCUGGACAAAUCUGGAUCCUGUGGAAAAUUUGAGACCUAUCAAAGGCCUGAGGGGUUCCCUGUGGAAGCUGAGGUAAGAGCCCUCGCAAAGGAAAGGCAGAAGAAAGACAACCAUAAUCUGAUUGAGAGAAGAAGACGGUUUAAUAUCAACGAUCGCAUCAAGGAGUUGGGAACUUUGAUUCCAAAAUCCAAUGACCCAGACAUGCGCUGGAACAAAGGCACCAUCCUGAAGGCAUCGGUGGACUACAUCCGAAAGUUGCAGCGCGAGCAGCUGAGGGCCAAGGAGCUAGAAAACCGCCAGAAAAAGCUUGAGCACGCCAACCGCCAUUUGAUGCUUAGAAUACAGGAGUUGGAGAUGCAGGCUCGGGCUCACGGUCUGGCCAUCACUUCCUCAGCACUCUGCUCUGCUGAAGUUGGGGUGCGGCCCAUUAAGCGGGAGCCUCUUUUGGAGGACUGUCACCAAGACCUCUAUAAACUCCAUCGCCAACACCAUCCCGCCUGCACUCCUGAGCAAUCCACCACACUGGAGCUAAAGGAAGGUCCCUCCAACUUUAACGAGGGCCACUACAGCUGUGUUCAUGGCGAAGCAGAAACCAAACUCACUGACAUCCUCAUGGAAGACAACUUAUCUCCUGUCAGAGGGGUGGACCCUUUGCUCUCCUCCGUCUCCCCAGACGCUUCAAAGGACAGCAGCCGCAAAAGCAGUGUCAGCAUGGAUGAUAAUGAAGAGGGUUGUUAGCGCCCCCAAUGGGUAGAUGGCUCUCCUGUAUCUUUAACCCCUCCAUCUUGCCAAAAAAAAAAAAAAACCACAA